AUGGGGUGUCAGACCAGAAACGUACCUUUAAAACCAGAAAGCCUGAAUUUCAAGGACCCCGAGGCGGUGAGAGCCCUGACGUGUACCCUCCUGAAGGAGGAUUUUGGGCUUACCAUCGACAUCCCCGUGGAAAGGCUUAUUCCUACCGUUCCCUUGAGGUUGAACUACAUCCACUGGGUGGAGGAUCUCAUUGGUCAUCAGGGUGCUGACAAGCAAGUCCUGAGGCGAGGCAUCGACAUAGGGACAGGGGCAUCUUGCAUAUACCCAUUACUUGGAGCAACUUUGAAUGGCUGGUAUUUUCUCGCAACAGAAGUGGAUGAUAUGUGCUUCAAUUAUGCCAAGAAGAAUGUGGAACAGAAUAACUUGUCUGAUCUUAUAAAAGUGGUUAAGGUACCACAGAAGACUCUUCUAAUGGAUGCACUGAAAGAAGAAUCUGAGAUCAUUUAUGAUUUCUGCAUGUGUAACCCCCCCUUUUUUGCUAACCAGUUGGAAGCGAAGGGAGUAAAUUCUCGAAAUCCACGGCGUCCCCCUCCCAGUUCUGUAAAUACAGGAGGGAUCACAGAAAUCAUGGCUGAGGGAGGAGAACUAGAAUUUGUCAAAAGAAUUAUUCAUGAUAGUCUACAACUUAAAAAGAGGUUACGAUGGUACAGUUGCAUGUUGGGGAAGAAAUGCAGUUUAGCACCACUGAAAGAGGAACUUCGAAUCCAGGGGGUUACUAAAGUUACUCAUACUGAAUUCUGCCAAGGACGCACCAUGAGAUGGGCACUGGCAUGGAGUUUCUAUGAUGAUGUACAAGUACCUUCACCUCCCUCUAAAAGAAGAAAAUUGGAAAAACCCCGAAAACCAAUUACAUUUAUGGUCUUGGCUUCUACAGUCAAAGAGUUAUCCAUCAAAGCUGCAGCUAUGGGCUGGGAUGCUGUAGAAGCUAUUGCUGUGGUUAGAGCCUGGGUAGAGAAGAUUCUCACAGAUCUGAAGGUUCAGCAUAAACGUGUUCCAUGUGGAAAAGAUGAAGUCAGCCUGUUUGUUACUGCCAUUGAAAACUCCUGGAUUCAUUUGAGGAGAAAGAAACGAGAGAGAAUAAGGCAAUUACGAGAACUUCCUCGGGCUUCUGAAGAUACACUGCAAGCAAUGGAAGAGGAAAAAAACAGUCAGAAGAGUGUGAGUAACAAUUCAGACUGUGAAAACCCCAAGACUGAAGACUCUGAAACAGGGUUUAUGGCACCUGAUGAGGCUGUCCACUUGAACACAGGUGAUGAGCUUAUGGAAGAAUCUGCUCCUAGAGAAGACCACAGUGAGCACAUGAAGGAGGAGGAGACAGAAGGAAAGUGGGCAGAAAUGUCACUUGGCAAAGGUUCCAUUAAUGCAAAGAAGGAACCUUGCCCUUCAGAGGAGGCCAGCAAUCUGACAGUUGAAAAAGAACAAAGUACCAAAGAAACUAGUAGAUGUUUUCUCUUUAAGUGUUUAAUGAAUGUGAAGAAAGAAGGAAAUGAUGUUUUAGUAGAAAUGCAUUGGGUUGAAGGACAAAACAGAGACUUGAUGAACCAGUUGUGCACAUACUUACGGAACCAAAUUCUUCGACUGGUUGCUAGUUAGCCCUUUUUCCUACUUUGGUAAAGUAAGUCAAUCCUCAAAUUUUGUAAACUAUUUUUAAUGGAUUAAAAUUUUCACUCAGCAAAACCUGUUUUUUUCCCCUUUAAAAAAUGAGUAAAAUGGAGAUUAAAGUCCCCUUUAAUAUUUUAAAUAGCUUUUUCAAAGCUGCAAGGAGUACAUGAAAUGUACUUCAUUGGAUGUGAAGUGAUGGGGAAGUAACGGAUUUUGUGCUGCAGUUGCAAAACUACAUGUUAAAGUGAAAUAUGUCUAUGCUGUGACUGUUUCAAAUAUCGACAGUGCUUAUUCUUAUUUUUUUCCAGUGCAACAGAUUUAUAUAUUGCUACUAAGUAGAAAUCUUUACUGAAAUAUUUUCUUCAGUAUUUUUUCAAUACUAAUGCAGGAAAUGGUUAGUCUGCUGUGGGAAUUGUUUUCUGCAGCAAGGAGUCUUCAACUAAGGAUUUAAGUAUGCCUCUCUUCCCUUUAAUGCAUGUAACCUUUGGUCUACAGAGUGGCAAGAUGGAUACAUCGUUUA
Molecule: messenger RNA, 2122 nt
Organism: Charadrius vociferus (killdeer)
Lineage: Eukaryota; Metazoa; Chordata; Aves; Charadriiformes; Charadriidae
Gene: METTL16
Product: methyltransferase like 16
Exons: 9
Coding region: 1-1593 (530 amino acids)
Biological process (GO): rRNA base methylation
Cellular component (GO): nucleus
Molecular function (GO): 23S rRNA (adenine(1618)-N(6))-methyltransferase activity
Source: RefSeq, a predicted model, not a curated record